ACACAUGAUACACCUGUAUGCUCUUUUGUUACAGAAACACCUGUGUUUUCGCUCUCAGUGUAUUGUUACUCUUCCUCCCGUAAACAUCUGACCCGCACAGAAUCAGGAUAUAUCAAGGAUAUACGGUUGAGGAUGGGGUCAAUUUUGCCUAAGUUGUACCUUAUACUGUGUGUCUGGGGAGCGAUACUUCUCUUUAUCCUUAGACAUUUCAGUAGCGAAAUACGGUACAUUCAAAAGAGAAUUGGUCUACAGGGAAGAUCAGUCAUUAAUGAGACUAAAAUCGACUAUGAAGUUUUGAGCGAUCCAGUUCCUAUUUCUAUUCCUCAAACAGUCUUCGUUAUUGAGAAAAAAGAAGAAAAGGAAAAAGUGCCUACUUCAUGUGCAUGUAAAGCAAUUCCUCUGCGUCGUUCUGCCUUCUAUCAAGGACAACUUUCUAUGAUGCUUUCGUGGAAGAACCAGACUUCCCUGCAAGUGCUGGCGAAACAACAUCCCAACUUCCCUCACAGCUUACUCGUUAACACCAGCGAAAAUUUUUGCGAGCUCAUGCCACCUCCACAUAACAUAGCUUGGGAGGAAACUUAUUACCAAACCGUGACAGUCUCUAAUACCACAACUUACUUACUUUAUUCCGCUGUCUUUGAUAACCGCCCACUCACAGAUAUACGCCCUUGCAUCCGGAUCUUGGCGUUUACCACAGCCAAGAAACCAACCUUUCCUUGGUGCUACAUUUGGUUCAACACCACCGGUCCUCCCGCCAUCUCUGAAGUCAUUAGGAGUGAAUUCAUCGACUGGCAACCUAAGUCAGAUAAGCACCAUAUGUUUUUCCUUCUCACCUGUCGUAUCCCCGACGGCGUGGCUCACAUGAUGCCUUUGGCUGUAUCUGUUGUUCGUGCGCCAUGUGAGAAAGCACAAACGCUACUGCAGGUAAACGGAGCAAUGCAACGCGGCAGUUCAGCGAAAUUCGAAGGGGGUGACGCAAAUAAAGCUGUGAAUGGCACUCCUCUGUGGAACGUGGCCGUGUGUGGACCAGCACUAUUCUACUACCACGAUGACAUCUCCAUCCGCUUGGUCGAAUGGCUGGAACUAUUAAGGGCUCAGGGCUUCGCUAAGGUGUUUCUGCUACAGACUACUGUCCAUCCCAACAUAGAAAAGGUCCUGCAGUACUAUGAGCAGGAGGGCUUUGUUGGUAUUACACAAUUCUCAUACCCAGUACCUUACGCCAACGAACCAACUCUCCGAAGGCUGUGGGUUUUGAUGGAGCGGGUAAAACUCUUCGCGAUGGAGAAUAUAUACUUCACUGACUGCCUUCUCCGCCACAUGCACGAGUACCGCUUUAUCGCCCACUUCGACCCUGACGAAAUGCCGAUGCUGCCGAACCAUGACUCCUUCCCCUCGUGGCUGCACGACCACGUUCGAAGAACAAAUUCGACAUAUCCAUAUUCAUCCUACGACCUGUCCUGGUACUACCACCACAGCGACCUUGAGCCUGUCAAGUCCCUCCCGAAGUACCUCUGGUUUCUAAGACACACGAGGAGAACAACCCUAGACGUCUUCCCAUCUCUCAGCAAACCCACUUACGACAUGGACGUUGUUACCGGCGUCUUCUCGCACGGAACAAUAACCUGUGCUUAUGGGAAAUGCAAGAAGAAGGCCUACAAAUGUCCACGGAAGGAAGCGUACCUUGGCCACUACAGGAGGGACUGCGGAAAGGCCUGCAAGACACCGAAGUCUGUGUUGGACGUACCUAGUCUCCUGAAGUACAGAGAUCAAGUGUCAUCAGCUGUUCACAAAGUUUUGGUAAAACUAGAGUUGAUAUGACAGCUGAAGGACAUUCUGGUUGCUAGUUGUUAUUGCCAUUUUGUAUGGCUGUAAGUACAUACGUAAAGUAUUAAUAAUAUAAGUACUAUUA
Molecule: messenger RNA, 1909 nt
Organism: Penaeus monodon (black tiger shrimp)
Lineage: Eukaryota; Metazoa; Arthropoda; Malacostraca; Decapoda; Penaeidae
Exons: 11
Coding region: 133-1818 (561 amino acids)
Source: RefSeq, a predicted model, not a curated record